UUGCACUGGUAAUGUGCUGGAUAAAGAAGGUCCAGAUAGGACAACCUUACAGCCCACCUCAUUUCUGCAGAGAGCUUCAUUUCCUUACAGCUCGCCUUCUUCCAAUUACCAAGCCACAAUUCAUCCAUAUCGUCAGUCACAAACUUUGGCUAAUCGAUCAGGCCAUGGCAUUGCACAACCAGUUACCCCAGCAGUUCCUUCAGUGCCUAAAGCUAAGAUGUUAAAGGCAGAAUCAAUCCCACUGACAAAAUUACAGGCUGUGCACAAGGGGCAGAAAAUACCAUGGCUCUUACGCUGUUGCCGGUCAACCCUACGAAGCCCGACCACGUGGAAACCUAUAGUGGCUGUGGGGACGACAGUUUUGCAGUCUGAACCACAAACUGACUGGAUUGAAACCCACAAAGCCUUAAAAACAAGACUGGUCCCUCAAGAAACAACCUCAAAACUGCAACUAUCAACCAGUCAGAAAACGGUAACUCCUGUUCCGGUCACAACCAAGGGACAUGUAUAUAAGACUGUCUCCAGGGCAACUGGCCAGCACACCACAAAGCUGAGGAAACACACAACAACUGAAACAACAAGUUUUGCAGCCCACAAGAGCAUGCCAACUGUCCAGACCAGUCCACCGAUGCUGACCACUCCAGCUGGACCAACGCUUACAUGUCAACCAUCACCAGCUGUUACAGGCACUUACCGUGUUUCCAAUGGAACAGCAGAUUGUAUUAAAGCGUUAAUUGGCUUGACAAUGAUUGUUACAAACACAAACACGGAUGAUCUAGAAUAUUUUAAUAUUGAUCCAAAUGCCACACACACAACAGGACAUUGUGGAUAUGGCCAAUCAAUGCUCAACAUCUCAUUUGAAGGUGGCUUCAUACGUUUUACUUUUACUAAGAAGGGAGAGAUCUAUUAUAUCAGCACGGUUGAAGCUUCUCUGUCAGUUCUCUCGCAAGGUUGUGUGUACAACAGGAUUAAAAAUGACCAGCUCUUCUCCACAGCUGUGGGAAACUCCUUCAAAUGUCUCAGUAAGCAAACAGUGGUCCUGGCCAACAAUUUUCAGCUGCAGGUUGCCAAUUCCCAGCUUCAAGCCUUUGAUAUCAUUGAUAACCAGUUUGGAAAAGCGGAAGAGUGCCCUUUGGAUAGAAACAAGAGGCUGAUCCCAGCAACUAUUGGCUUCAGUCUGGCAGGAUUAAUUGUCAUCAUCCUGGUCUCCUGUGCGAUUUACAGAAGAAAAACUCACUCAGGAUACAGUCGUAUCUGAAUCCCGAAGUUUGUUUAUAAAAGAGUGCAGCAGCAAUUGAAAAGUUCAGGAAGAAUGGAAGGUUCUGCUUGCUUUGCUGUGGCAAUCAGAUGUGCAAAUAGCAGUUGAGCAUCUUUAAGUGAUUUUUUAUAUUCUGACUAAUCAAAAAUUAAUCAGGUCAAUGCACACAUGCAUACACACUCAAUUAUCUAUAUACAAUGGCAGCAGUGUAUUUAUUUGCUUGGGUGUUAUUAGUUUUUUAU
This is a messenger RNA of Candoia aspera, 1500 nucleotides long. It is a transcript of the gene LAMP3, whose product is annotated as lysosomal associated membrane protein 3. The transcript is spliced from 5 exons. Bases 218 to 1258 code for a protein of 346 amino acids. Gene Ontology annotation, biological process: establishment of protein localization to organelle. Gene Ontology annotation, cellular component: late endosome membrane; plasma membrane; lysosomal membrane. The record is from RefSeq and is a predicted model, not a curated record. Lineage: Eukaryota; Metazoa; Chordata; Lepidosauria; Squamata; Candoiidae.